AUGACGCCCGAAUCGACAUCACGGCGGCAACGAAAGGUUGUCAUUACCACGUCUCCCGCCCCCUCCGAGUCAGACUCCCUUCGCGACUCGUACUUUUCAGAAGCCUCUCAAUCAACCGCACCCACAUCUUUCCAUUCGGCAUCUGGUUCCAAUACCAAGGCCCUUGAUGUGGCCGAAAAUAAGAAGCCUACAACAGCCAUGAAAGCCCCAGCAGCUGCCGAGCUGCUCUUCAACACCACCUCGUCCUCGAUUGCCACAUACGACUCCGUCCUUUCCGAGAUGGCACCCCUGCGCCGAGAAGCAGAUCUUGACGCAAGCGGGCAAGACGAAGAGGAGGACGACGAAGAGGACGACGAAGAGAGUGGUGAUGAUGACGAGGACGACGACGAUGUGGAGGCCGACCUCGCGGACAAGGACUUCAUCCUGUCUGACCCAGAGUCUCUUCAUAUCCCUCCAGUUUUGCCUCCCUAUCGUGGCACUUCCAACGAACGCCCUUGUCGGCCAUCUACGCCUCAGGACUUUGCCCGCCUGUUUCCUUCGCUCGAUCGACUCGCUGUCCGUCACGAUGACUGCACUUCGGAUGGCAACAUGAACCUCCGUGUCGACACGGUUGUUCCCUUUGGUCACGGUCGCCGGUCUCUUGCUGUCCAGCUGUUUCAUCUGCGUAUGCACGACCUGGCCCGACGCGAGUUCUCCUUGCGCCGUUAUUGUCGCGAUUCUGGCCGCGAAGUCUGCAAUUCUAAGCGCUCCUAUGCCCCAGCUCCUACGGGCACCGUGGCUGCUGCACGCCCAGCCCUGCGACGUUCCAUGAGCUCGGCAGUACGCACCAUGACUACACCCUUCCACCGUACCACGUCUGGAACACAGUCUAUGUUUAAGCAUGGCAACGCCACCACGACGUCUGCUGCUUCUGCUGACAACGCCUCGAUCUGGUCCGGCUCGCAUCACUCGACGACGUCGGAGCAGCCCUCAACCAAGGCCAAGCCACGCAUGGUGCCAACCAACCGCAUCAAGCUCGAGUUCAGCAACUACGCCCGCGUGGACAUUGCCCGACGAGGAGGACGGACGAACAAGCGGUACGAGUUUGAGUGGUGGGGACACACCUACGCCUGGAAGCGUGUGAUUGACAAUAACCUGAACGUGGUGUCGUUCCACCUUGUGCGAGAUGGCCAUGGUGCUCCUGUCGCACACAUCGUGCCCGAGAUGCGCAGCCCUAACCAAGUGCUCGACGACGAGAUGGCUGGUGCUUGGGUGACCCCCUGUUACAUGUGGAUCAGCGACAGCAGCAUCAUUGACGCCAUUACCGACGUGGCCGAUGUCAUUAUUGCCACCGGUCUCAUCUCCCUUGUCGACGACUGCAUCAAGGAGCGAUGGCAGGCUAAGAAGCCUUCUCAUCGUGCCAUCCGCAACCGCACUGGUGACUUUAACCAGUCAAAUCCACGCUCCUUCAUGCAGAGCUUCUUCCAACGCCGACACUCGGAGGAGCAUUCCUCUAGCCGCGGAUCACUACGGUUUGGUCGCAAGCCUGUAGCCGCGUAUUGA
Messenger RNA from Fusarium vanettenii 77-13-4, 1542 nucleotides. RefSeq lists its product as uncharacterized. Lineage: Eukaryota; Fungi; Ascomycota; Sordariomycetes; Hypocreales; Nectriaceae. The coding region runs from base 1 to 1542 and encodes 513 amino acids. The record is from RefSeq and is a predicted model, not a curated record. The transcript has 2 exons.